AUGGAUUCCCUCUUCCAUGCUCACACCAAGUUAAUCGCAGAUGCCACAACAGCCAAAACCACAUCGCGUCCAGCAUCUGAUGGCAACGAUGCCAACGGACCGCCGCCCGCCUAUGCUACUGCAGUAAAUGUAGUACCUGGAUCCGGCUUCGACCAUGAGCAGAGCAUCGAUCCUGGCGCAUCAGACAUCACUGACUUAGAUGAGGGCGAGGAAGAAGAAAAUACCGAACCAAAAUGCCUCGACAUUGAUGCCAGUACGACAAUCCACGGCUCACAGAAUAUCAUCGCGAUCCAGCCCGUCGAUGGGCCGCGCAUCACUGCCCUCCUCGUUUCGCUACUUCAGGGUCAGGCGAACACACAAGCGUAUGCGCAACAGCAACCCCGACCACCCCCAACCCUACCUACAUUGCUACACGGCCAUAAGAUAAACGUCCGUAUCGAUUGCGGCGUCCGAAUUGUAGGCGACAGAAAUGUUCUGGGUGGACCAGGCAUCAUCAGGCCGAAGACGAACGGGGCAAACGGUAGUACUUCUGCUACUGCUGCUGGACCACACGCUCCUGCUACUACUAUGUCAUCAACUACCACAUCAGGAGCUGCAACGGCCCCAUACCAGAAGCUGGAGACCCAUAUGGCGGUAGGAAAUAAGAGGAAAGCUGAUGAUGAGGUAGCUGAAGAGCCAGAAUUGAAGAGAAUAGAUGUGAAUGCGGGGGCGGAUGUUGAGGGCUGA
This is a messenger RNA of Aplosporella prunicola CBS 121167, 726 nucleotides long. RefSeq lists its product as uncharacterized. NCBI's taxonomy places the organism in Eukaryota, Fungi, Ascomycota, Dothideomycetes, Botryosphaeriales, Aplosporellaceae. Bases 1 to 726 code for a protein of 241 amino acids. The transcript has 2 exons. The record is from RefSeq and is a predicted model, not a curated record.